Molecule: messenger RNA, 3009 nt
Organism: Pieris macdunnoughi
Lineage: Eukaryota; Metazoa; Arthropoda; Insecta; Lepidoptera; Pieridae
Source: the annotation of a GenBank genome assembly
AUGGCUUCCAGAGGAGAUAAAGGCAAUGGCGAGGAACAAAUUGUCGAGACGCUGGCGGAGGUCUUUCGAUGUUUCAUUUGUAUGGAAAAACUCGUAGAUGCCCACCUAUGCCCUCAUUGUUCCAAACUCUGCUGUUACGCUUGUGUCCGACGGUGGCUGACUGAACAAAGGUCCCAGUGUCCGCACUGUCGGGCUGCACUACACCUACACGAGUUGGUAAAUUGCCGUUGGGUGGAAGAGGUCACUCAGCAAAUAGAAACCAUGCAACAGACAAACUCGGCUACUCAGAGAGAAAGCUUUAGAGAUAGAUGUCCAUCCCAUCAAGAGCGCCUAACAGUAUACUGUUGGACAUGCCGUCGGUGUAUCUGCCAUCAAUGUGCUCUAUGGGGUGGUACACAUUCUGGCCACACAUUUAAACCACUGGAAGAGGUGUAUGAGCAACAUGUGACCCAGAUAAGAGAUGAGGUAUCCCAAUUGAGGCGAAGACUUAUGGAGCUUAUAAGUCUAGUGCAAGAAGUGGAACGAAAUGUCGAAUCUGUUCGGGCGGCGAAAGACGAAAGAGUACGUGAAAUUCGUAAUGCCGUGGAACUAAUGAUCUCACGCCUUGACUCGGCACUUAAGGCUAAGCUUCUCACUCUCAUGGGACAGAAGAACAGCCUAACACAAGAGACUGAGCAGUUGGAACAUCUCCUUCAAGAAGUUGAACACCAGCUGCAUGCUAGUACUAGAUCUGAGCUUAUCGCUAAAAGUGGCGACUUGUCAAAGAUGAUUCAUCAAGUCCGCAAAAAGCCUAUGGCUAGCUUUGUUACUGCGCCGGUACCGGCCGAUUUUCACAGUGAAAUCGUGCCAAGUUACGAUAGUAGUACGUUCCCGCUGACGAAAUUCACUCAACUUCAGCACGCGGCUGCACCCGUAUAUUCUGCCCCGCUCCAUGUGCACGGUCUCUGCUGGAGGCUAAAGGUCUACCCUGAUGGCAACGGCGUGGUUCGGGGAAGCUACCUUUCGGUGUUUUUGGAGCUGAGUGCAGGACUACCGGAAAAUUCAAAGUACGAGUAUCGUGUGGAAAUGCUUCAUCAAGUAUCCCGGGAUCCAUCAAAGAAUAUCGUACGCGAGUUUGCGUCGGACUUUGAAGUCGGCGAGUGUUGGGGAUACAACAGAUUCUUCCGUCUCGAUUUGCUCGCUAGUGAGGGAUAUCUCAACCAUGAGACUGACACUCUAAUUUUAAGGUUUCAAGUUCGUCCGCCAACGUUCUAUCAACGUUGUCGUGAUCAACAGUGGUACAUUAACCAGUUAAUAACUCUGCAGAAUCAACAUAUUCUGCAAAUUAGUGAUCUCAAAGAGCGUCUCAAUUUAGAGAUGUCUCGCAACUCAAUGGCUGCAACCAGAGCCUCGAAUGGCUCGGUGACGUCACAAAAUCCCAAUGAGACUGAAGGCCAGGCCAACCAAGUGGAUUUGACUACCACAGAACCCUCGGUGUUAACCCAGUGGAAGUUCACACCGCAGACCGUCAUCGCUGGUCCGCGAUUGAUGAGCCCAGGUAUUUUAAAUAACUCGUUGUUUGAAGAGAGCUGCGCAAGCGGCGUGUGUCGUAACAGUAUGAACUCGGACGCGUGUUUCGGCGACUACGCGCAUCUCGGGCGGGUCAAUCAGCACGCGUUGGACGCGUAUAAUCUACCCUCCACUUCGAGAUCAACAAGUUCGGUCCGUUCGUGCACACAAAGUCCGUCAGUGGCAGGAAUACAUUCAGCUUUAUCUCCUGGAUCGAAUUCGCGGAUCAGAAGGGAAAGGCCGGAAAGGGCUGAUCGCUCCGAUCGGAUGGACAGACCUGACCGAUUGCCCCCGCCUGAUAAAGACACCCAUCUUACGGGUGUAGCGAGUACACCAAUAACGGAAGCCUCGGGGGGAUGCGCGGGCGCACUGUGUACGUCAAUUUCUUCUCCCGAGUUGCACAGCGCUGCUCCGCCGGCCACUGCGCCUGGCAAUUCUGAGUCCAGCAGUGAUACCGGGGAAAUAAUGUUCAGUGAAUUGGACGGAUUUGUAGACGAAAACAGCGUAAACCACAUCGAAGAAAACUCCAACGAAGAGAAUGACGUCGACGAAGAAACUAUGUCUGACGGCUCAUCAGCGAGUUGUUCCUGGUGCGCCUUGGCUGAAUCACCGACGCCUGGCUCCGCUCAUUCUGCUCGCUCUGCGCACUCUGCUCAAUCUGCCCGCUCGUACCCUUAUCCUGAAUUGGCUGAGUCGCCCCCUUCCCUUUGCUCCGAUGAACCCCCUAGACGUCGAAGAAAAUCCUUUUGCAGAUCGCACGCAACGCGCGACACACCAUAUACACGCGAGAACGACAUUGAGGGUGCUGUGGGCGGUAGCUGUUACAGUACUGAGGCGGACAUUUUGAAUCGUUUACUCUACGCAGUAAGGGGCCGCGGGGUGACACCAGCAGGUAGUGACGGCACAACCGUUGCAGUCCCAUCCUCUAACCGAAGUGAUGACCCUCAGCUGUCAACAGCUGCUCAUACUGAUAUGCUGCUUCUGAAUCUCAUGAAGAUUAAUGGACUGACGCCUAAGACCACGAAACCACAAAAUGCAGCCAAACGCAACUGGUCGUCACGUACCCAAUCGGCGGAAGAAGUGUGUAACCGCGGGGCAAGGGGAGGCGCUCGUAGCACGGGUCGCACGCGCACUUUGCGACGGCCACACCCCUCCACGCUCGCUGCUAUCUCCUUUAAGAAGUCGUCUGGACAGAUAUUGCCCGAUAAUAUAAGAUCGAGUCGUGGUUCUUCAAGUAGCCGCGUGAGCAGUCCGCCCAGUAGUCCCGGCCGAUCGCCCACUCACUGCAAUUGGCCCAACGCUGAAUUAAGCGAUAAUGAUGACGUCGAGGCCAUACUUGAUUAUAAUGAUAGCCUAUUCGAUAUGCUCCUCAAUAGCCUGUCCCUAGAUGGGACUUCCGGCGAAGAAGCUCCUCCCGUUCAGCCCUGGAGCCCCGCCAGAGACCCUCCUAAUCACGAUUGA